CUCAACAAUCUUAUCUGAGACCGAAACCAAAACAAGGUUUCUCGACGCUCAUGCUCACAAGGACGAUGAGCACAUGAAGCACAGUGUGUUUGUUACCGGUAUCCUAUCGUAUCGCUUCUCACUGGUAUCGUAUCGUAUCUCAAUUGGGAGUUGUGAUGAUUGCAGAUAGAUGACGAUGUGACCAUAAAAACAGAAUCGACAGAAUCGAAAACAAUACAGACAAACCACACGAUAAAACAAAGCAUAAAAUCCAACCGACAAGAUGGGCACUAUUUCCGCAGCAAAGAUUGAAAACAAUGUCAACAGUGACGGAAAGUUGGCUGCCAAAGACUAUUUUGUGAAUCAUGUCAAUCAAGUAGUCGCCGAGGUGGACCAGCGAAUGAAUGGCGAAUUGGCCCAAGAACCCAGCGAGUAUCCUUGCAUUGACAUUAGCUCUUGGAUGACAACGGACAACAAGAAAUUCAACCAAGAAGACCGCGACAAAGUGGCGGCACAAGUCGCCCAGCAAGCCAUUGAAGCUGGCUCUUUCAACAUUGUGGGCCAUGGAAUCGAUCUGGAGUUCUUGGAUCGCCUGGAUGAACAGUCCAAAAAGUUCUUUGGCAUGUCUUUGGAAGACAAGAAAAAGCACUCCAUCGAGGCGAGCCACCACGGUUAUAUCCCCAUCCAAAGCGAAAGCGCCAGCACCAUCUACAAUCGGCAAGACUGCAAAGAAACCGAGAAAAAGGAUCUACGAGAACUUUUCGCCGCUGUGUAUCCCGUGGAAGGCAAUGAAAGUGAGGAGCCUAGCUUUUAUCGGGAGGUACUCAACGAGUUCAUGCAUCACAUGAACAAGCUGGAUCGGGUCCUUCAUAAGAUACUCGCGCUUGCCCUCGCUAGAGCAAAGGGAGUCACUCUUCCUGAAAGCCUCUUCAACGACGCCAAAGGAACCGCCACGGCAGGUCUUUUGCGAGUCUCCCACUACGCCAGCAUGCCACCCGAAUUUGACAAUGCCUUCAAACUGGCCCCACACUCGGAUUGGGGCCCUCUCACAAUCCUCUACUCUCAUCAAGUUCAGGGAUUGGAAGAAGAACGUGAUGGAAAAUGGAUCCAGGUCCCCGCCCGCAGGGGCGAAGUCCAUAUUGUGAUUGGGGAAGUCAUCUCGGCUUGGUCCAACUUGCUCUUCAAGAACAAUGUCCAUUAUGUCAGCCAGCAAGCACCACCGGACAGGGUCUCCUAUGCCUACUUUUGCGGACAAGGAUUUGAUCUGACCCGUAGGGACACGGACGAGGAUGGCAUGGAACCUGUUUGUGCACCCGGGGAAACUCCCAAGUUCGGAAGGAUCUCUCCUCGCUCUCACCUUUUGGAGUAUACCAAGGUUUACCUUAGUAGUAACGAAUAGAAAAGAGCGCCAGUUGGAGUGGAGUGAGGGUAUGCAUGGAGAAGAGUAUGAGAGAUUUGGCACUUGAGGCAAGCAAGCGUCUGAAUGGUCUAGAAGUAAGUCAAGACGCAAAGGGUGCUGGAUGUUGUGCGCGGCAGGAGGGAAGGAGACAGAGCCAAGUGGCAACCGUUGUGUUCGUUCUAUGGAAAAGAUAAAGCUCUAGCUAACCAGAACUAGGAUAGUUGCUACUCGUGCCCUCCACUGGACCCCGUUCUAGCUAGGUUCUAGCAAUGUAUGUAUCAUAGGCGAC
Molecule: messenger RNA, 1667 nt
Organism: Seminavis robusta
Lineage: Eukaryota; Bacillariophyta; Bacillariophyceae; Naviculales; Naviculaceae
Source: the annotation of a GenBank genome assembly